GCGAGCGGCGGCGGCGGAGAUCGAGGGGGAGAGCGCGCGCAGGGGGAAGGGGCAGGCUCUGCUCGCGGCGGCGCCGGCGCAGAAGCACCUGGAGGCCAUGUCGCUGGAAGGCCUUUGCGCCCUGACGGGCGCCUGCGCUCGCCUGCGCGCCCUCGGCGGCCCCGACGGCGCCGACGGCGCGGCCCUGGCCGCGGCGCUCGGGCGCGUGCAGCGGAGCGGCUUCCGCCUGGCGCCCGCCCACCUCGGCCACCUGCUGCACUCCUUCGGGCGGUGGCACCAGGCGUGCAGGCAGGCCAUGGAUGCCGCCACGGAGUCGUUAGUGUCGGACCUCUUCAGGUCGACGCUGCGCCCCGCCGUGCUGCGGACCGCGCCGGCCUUCGCGCGCCCGCAGCACGUGGCGUUCGCCGCCGCGGGGCUCGCGGGCGCGGGGUGCCGCGGCAGGGAGGAGCUGCUGCCGCUGGAGGCGCUGGCGGCCCUGCUGCUGGGUGCGCAGGUGGGGGGUCCUGCGCAGCCGCUGCACUGGGACAGGUUCUGCGGGCGCGACCUUGCCGUGCUCGCGGAGGCCUUCGGCGAAGCCGCCGCGGCUGGGCCGGGUGCUGACCCGUCGACGGAUGGCGGCGGUCCCGUGGCGGACCUGCUUGAGUCCAUGGCGUCCCACCUGCUGGGACCUGCCGCGGGCACCGCUGGCGACGCCGGCAGCGUGGGGGACGCGAACGUUGGGCGGCUCGGGGCCCUCGAAGCCUCGGCGGCAUGCCGGCUGGCGGGGGCGUUCUGCUGGGCGCCGCGCGGGGUGGAGAUCUGCCAGGCCGCCGCGGCGCGCGUGCUGGAAGAGCCGGUCGGGGGGCUCGCCUCCGCCAGCUUGGCACGGCUGCUGCGGGCCAUGGGCAGGUUGCAGCUGCGCCAGGGCGCGCUGUGCGGCGGGCUGCUGUGGCUGCUGCACCAGCGCCUCUGGGGCGUGUGGGGCGCCGCCCGGGCGGAGCUCGACGAGGGCGCAGCGGGCGCUGACGAGCUGCUGAUCCAGCGCCUGCGGGGAGAGCUCGACGUGCCGCUGGCCGCCGCCGCGCUCGUGGCCGCAGAGAGGCUGGGCUGCUUCGACGCCGCGGCGACGCAGGAGGAAGCCAGGCCAGUGCUGCAGGGCCUGCUUUGGGGAGCGCUUGCGCUGGCGCGCGGAGAGGCGGCCCGGGCGGGCGAGCGCGCCCCUGGCCGCCACCUGCAGAUGGCCUCCGUGCUGCGCUGCGUGGCGCUCGCGGCCGCCGAGGUGCCCCUGGGGCCCGAGUGGCAGCGGAGCGUGGCGGAGCACCUGGAGUUCGCCGUCGCGGUGCUCGAGGAGCGCGGGGCGCUGCCCCUGCGCGCCCAGGAGUGGUGUGGCCUCUCGCGCGCCCUCUGCCGCCUGGCGGUGGCCCAUCGCGGCGGCGAGUGCGAGGCGCCGCUGCGCCGCGCGGCGGCGCGGCUGUCGCUGCACGGGCCUGCCGAGGUCGACGGCGGCUCCUUCGGCGGCUCGGAGGCGGCCCUGGCGCUCGCCGGCCUCGCAGAGGCCGGGUUCGACGCGCGGGCCGCGGCGCCGACCGUGGCACGGGC
Messenger RNA from Prorocentrum cordatum, 1578 nucleotides. Lineage: Eukaryota; Dinophyceae; Prorocentrales; Prorocentraceae. The record is from the annotation of a GenBank genome assembly.